Sinocyclocheilus grahami is the source of this 2493-nucleotide messenger RNA. RefSeq names its product protein phosphatase 1, regulatory subunit 21 (gene ppp1r21). The coding region runs from base 1 to 2493 and encodes 830 amino acids. NCBI's taxonomy places the organism in Eukaryota, Metazoa, Chordata, Actinopteri, Cypriniformes, Cyprinidae. Gene Ontology annotation, cellular component: early endosome; membrane. The record is from RefSeq and is a predicted model, not a curated record. The transcript has 22 exons.
AUGGCGAACGUGACGGAUCUGCAGAUGGAUCAGCUGUUCACCCAAGUGGUGGACGAGCAGACCGCCUCCUGCUCCCUGAAGGAUGAGCUGAAGCAGAAGGAGCAGAGCUCGAGGAAGGUGGAGCAGGAGAUGGACAGCCUGAGCUUCAGGAACCAGCAGCUGACCAAACGAGUGGAGCUGCUGCAGGAGGAGCUGCUGCUGUCUGAGAGCAAGAGCAAGAAGAGCAAAAAUAAAGGUGACUCUCCAUCUCAGGUCAGCCUGCAGACACAGAGUGUGUUUGAUGAAGACCUGCAGAAGAAGAUCCAGGAGAACGAGCGGCUUCACAUCCAGUUUUAUGAAGCGGAUGAGCAGUACCGUCGUCAGGAGGCUCAGCUGAAAGCACGGCUAGAUCAGCUGGAGAAAGAGUCUGAGCAGCAUCAGGCCGUCGUCAAUGCUCUCAACCACAAAUACACAGACGCCAUCGAGAAACUGCAGAACGACAAAGCCCUUUUGGAGGUAAAGGCUCAGACGCUGGAAAGAGAAGCCAAGGACUGUCGAAUCAGAACUGAAGAGUGUCAGCAGCAGCUGAGGAAGUACCAGAGUGAAGUGAGCAGUCAGUUAAAGCACAGCAGCAGUGUGAUCCAGGAGAAAGUGCCCUUCAACGACACCCAGCUGAGCGACUACAACAGUCUGAACGUUCCUCUGCACAACAGAAGGCAUCAGCUGAAGGCUCGUGACGUGGCGGCUCAGGCUCUAGGGUUUGUGCAGAGUCUGGUCUCGGCUCUGCUGAACUUUCACUCCUACACGGAGCAGAGAGUCCACAUCUAUCCGCUGGACUCAUCCAUCGAGGCCAUCUCACCCGUCAACCUGAAGUUCUCUCAGUAUCUGCACGAGAACGCCUCGUACCUGCGUCCGCUGGAGGAGGAUCUGCUGCAGCUGCAUCACAGCAUCACAGAAGACAGCAUCACCGCUCUGGAGACGCUGAUCAAGCUGCAGGACUUCUCCAGAUCCUUCUCCUCCUACAGCAGCUUCCUGCAGAAGAUCCUGCCCUACCAGCUCCAGAGUCUAGAGGAGGACUGCGAGGCGUCUCUCUGCACGGCAGCGCUGGCGUCCAAGAACCGGCAGUUACAGAAGGACAUGAAGAAACUGACCGCCGUCUUCCAGAAGCUGAAGUCUUACGUGGCUCUGCUAGCCCUGCCCAGUGUGUGUUCAGAUGCCAUGUGUCAGAGCAGUGCUAACGCAGUCUUCACUCAGAUGAGCGUGUGUUUACACGGCCUUCACGACGCUGCCACAGAGCUGUCGCAGCACUACAGUCAGAAGGCGUCUCUGGAGCAGGAUCUGCCCACCGUCACGCAGAAGUUUCGCACCACUAAUGAUUGUUUGCUGUCCUCACUGGCAUCGCUCACCAACAGCUGUGGAAAGAUGGCCACUUUCUUCAGCAACAACCUGGAUUUCUUGGCGUCGUGUCCCGGCUACAGUCCGCGAGGAGGCUUCCUAAACCCGCGACAGGCCGACAGCGUGAUGGAGAACAAGAGACGUGCUGCCACCUACAUGAGCACCAUCAGAAAGGUGCGGUCAGAGUCUGUUUCGUACAGAGAAGCGGUAGCAAACAGACACAUUCUGACGAGCUCUACGGAGAGCAGAGAGGGACUCAUGCAGCAGGUGGCUCAGAGUCAGGAGAAGAUCUCUCGUCUGGAGCAGGAGAAGGAGCACUGGCUGCUGGAGGCUCAGCUGGGGCAGGUGCAUCUGCAGAAGGAGACUCAGCGCAUCGCUCAGCUGGAGGCUCAGAUCACCGCCGGAGGUCCAGCAGAGACGCACAGCACCGCAGACGGCCCUGAUCCCGAUUGUGCUGACGCUCCAGAGCCCCUUCAGGACAGCAGCGUGAUCGGGAUGCUGACCAUCACUCCCUGCAGCGAGAGCGCUGCAGAUCAGGAGUCUCGUGAACAUCUGAUCAAGCAUCAUUACAUGAGCCGCGUGUCAGAGCUCACCUCUCAGCUGCCGAUGUGUGACAGUAAAGCCGUCCAGUUCCAUGCUGAGAGUCAGGAGAAGAUCUCUCGUCUGGAGCAGGAGAAGGAGCACUGGCUGCUGGAGGCUCAGCUGGGGCAGGUGCAUCUGCAGAAGGAGACUCAGCGCAUCGCUCAGCUGGAGGCUCAGAUCACCGCCGGAGGUCCAGCAGAGAGACACAGCGCCGCAGACGGCCCUGAUCCCGAGUGUGCUGACGCUCUAGAGCCCCUUCAGGACAGCAGCGUGGUGAGCGAGACACAUUCAUGUGUGGAUCAGAGGAUCGGGAUGCUGACCAUCACUCCCUGCAGCGAGAGCGCUGCAGAUCAGGAGUCUCGUGAACAUCUGAUCAAGCAUCAUUACAUGAGCCGCGUGUCAGAGCUCACCUCUCAGCUGCAGAUGUGUGACAGUAAAGCCGUCCAGUUCCAUGCUGAGGUCAGUCAUCACAACACACUUCAGCCGGCAGACCUCAGGAGCCAUUCAAACACCGUUCAACAGAUGCUAUUCCUUUGA